This is a messenger RNA of Stylophora pistillata, 1534 nucleotides long. Its product is annotated as calbindin. Lineage: Eukaryota; Metazoa; Cnidaria; Anthozoa; Scleractinia; Pocilloporidae. Gene Ontology annotation, cellular component: neuron projection; cytosol; synapse. Gene Ontology annotation, molecular function: calcium ion binding. Gene Ontology annotation, biological process: regulation of cytosolic calcium ion concentration. The record is from RefSeq and is a predicted model, not a curated record.
ACGGCUGGUGUUUACCAUUCAUUUUAGCAAUUUCUGGGAAGAUGGCUGAUAAAGGUUCUGUGGCUCCAUUUGUGAAGAGUUUCCAAGGAAAGGCAGAGAUAACUUCCGCCGAUUUUUUGAAGAUUUUCAAGAAAUUUGAUAAAGACGAAAAUGGUUUUAUCGAAGCUGGUGAACUGGAUGACUUCCUCAUUGCUCUGGCAAAAGAAAAGAAAGUGGGCGAACCAGACUCAAAGCAAAUUGCAGAGAUGAAGGAGGAAAUUCUCCAGGGCUAUGAUGAUAAUUUUGAUGGCAAACUCGAUCUAGAAGAGCUUGCUAAUAUCCUGCCCACCGAGGAAAAUUUCUUGGCUAAGUUCCAACAUUCAAACAUCUUAACUAAUGUUGACUUUUUCAAGGUGUGGAACCAUUAUGAUCAGGAUCAUUCAGGAUUCAUUGAGAGUGACGAACUGGAGGGAUUCUUAACAGAUCUACUUGGCCGAGAAGGACAAUCACUGAAUCCGCAGAGAAUCACCGAUUACCAAAAAGCCAUGUUGGAUUUGUUUGACAAAAACAAAGAUGGAAAGUUGUCUUUGCCGGAAAUGUCAAAAAUACUUCCUGUCGAAGACAAUUUUCUGCUGAAGUUUGACCGGGAUGACAUGACUGAAGCACAGUUUAAUGAGAUAUGGUCUAAGUAUGAUCAGGAUGGCAACGGCUUCAUUGCUGAUGAGGAGUUGGAAGCUCUCCUUUAUGACAUUCUCGAUAAGAACAAUAAAGUGGACAUCGAGAACCCGUGUGAGCUGAAAAAAUUCAAAAGCUGCAUAAUGGAUAGUUUUGACCAGAACAAAGAUGGAAAGCUUGGGAAGGACGAGCUAAAAAUGAUGCUAUUUGCAUGAGCAAUUAGUAUUCUACGAAAAAAGUUUGCCUCAUCUCAGUAUGAUGAAAUAAAAAUAUCGAAUAAACGCGAUUGAAAGUCUUUUUCUGCCCAGCCAGCAAUAUUUAUGGCUAAAAGUUGUUUUUUUUUUUUUUUUUUUUUUUGUCGUUUUUGGCGCGAAGAAUUUUCUUGAACGUAUCUUCCUCAUAAUCUAAAUUAGGUAUGGAUUUGUUACUGUUCACAAGAGGUCAUUCCCUGGAGAGUGACAUGUGACUGCUUAGUUAGUGUUCUUAGUAAGAAAAUCACUGAUGCGCUGAUUAAUUCGAAUUAAGCCUCAACAUCCCUCCGGGAAAACCCACGGAAAUUUUACUGUCGUCCGUGCCCGGGGGGUGGGGAAUUCGAACCUUGCCUUGCUGGAGUGGGAAAUUUGAACCGGAGCUGAACUGUUAAGUCUCUUCAGUGAAAUGCACGUGUUUUACCUUUUAACAUGGAGGUCUUAAUCGAAUCCGGCCUCUAGGUAGGGCCUCUUCAGGAGUUCAAAUGCCCGUGGGGAGGGGGGUUGCUCGGAGGGAUGUUGAAGCUUCGAAUUGAUCGAUGCAUUAUGCACUUUUGUAAUUUAACAUUGAUGUUUAAAUACGCACUUUGUAACGCCAAAGCAAUAAUAAAUCAUAAUAGAGUGAUACCCAC